This is a messenger RNA of Sinocyclocheilus anshuiensis, 1519 nucleotides long. RefSeq names its product bone morphogenetic protein 5-like. Bases 1 to 900 code for a protein of 299 amino acids. The record is from RefSeq and is a predicted model, not a curated record. Gene Ontology annotation, molecular function: cytokine activity; growth factor activity. NCBI's taxonomy places the organism in Eukaryota, Metazoa, Chordata, Actinopteri, Cypriniformes, Cyprinidae. The transcript is spliced from 7 exons. Gene Ontology annotation, cellular component: extracellular region.
AUGAAGGACGUGUACAAGCAGGUCGAGAGGGAUAAGGAUUUCUCCCAUCACAGAAGACACUACAGGGAGUUUCGUUUCGACCUGACUCAGAUUCCAGAAGGUGAGGCAGUGACCGCCGCCGAGUUCCGGAUUUACAAGGAUCAAAGUCACAUCAGAUAUGAGAACAUCACACUCAAAGUCACCAUUUACCAAGUCAUCAAAGAAUAUCCAAACAGGGAUGCCGAAACAUUUCUCUUGGACUCAAAAAAGAUCCGCGCUACUGAUGGGGGGUGGCUGGUGUUUGACAUCACAGCCACCAGUAAUCACUGGGUCCUGAACCCGCAGCAGAACAUGGGCCUACAGCUCUGCGUGGAGACCACUGACGGUAGAAGCAUCAACAUGAAAUCUGCUGGCAUCAUCGGAAGGGCCGGACCUCAGUCCAAACAGCCAUUCCUGGUUGCUUUUUUCAAAGCCAGUGAGGUUCUGCUCCGUUCUGUAAGAGCCACAGGAAACAAGAGGAAGAGCCACAACAGAAACAAAAGUAGAACACAACAGAAAUCUUCACCAGCUCUUAAAAGUGGAGAUCAGAACACCAGUGAACAGAGACAAGCCUGCAAGAAGCAUGAACUUUACGUGAGCUUCCGCGACUUAGGAUGGCAGGAUUGGAUUAUUGCUCCAGAGGGCUAUGCAGCCUUUUAUUGUGAUGGAGAAUGUUCGUUUCCACUGAAUGCACAUAUGAAUGCGACAAACCAUGCGAUUGUGCAGACCUUGGUCCAUCUAAUGUUUCCUGAUAAUGUGCCAAAGCCUUGUUGUGCACCGACCAAACUGAAUGCCAUAUCAGUGCUGUAUUUUGAUGACAGCUCAAAUGUAAUUCUGAAGAAGUACAGGAAUAUGGUGGUGAGGUCCUGUGGAUGUCACUGAGGACAGAUGAGCUUCUGUGUCAUAUUGCUGGAAUAACAUAUCUAAAGAAAUAGUUUUUGACAUUUGAUGUACAGUAUUAUGUAUAUAUUAGCUCAUAAUUCCUCUUAUUUAUUUGGCUUUGUUUUUUAAUAACGAUUUUUUAUAUGAGAGAUGUAGAUGAGUUACCACUCUUUACCACUGAUCCAUAGCUGAUUGCUCUGAGUUAGAGAGAGUUUUACAGGAUCAAGUCUAAUUUCCUUUCUUUAGAUUACAUAUCAGAUUUAUAAGCAACCACUCCAAAACAGAACUGCUGCUAUUUUACAAAAUAAGUGUAAAUGCCUUAAACUCUAAGUCACCUAAAUACAUUUUUUUAUGUGGGGAAAAACAGCCAUAUUGGAUUUUGCAAACAAACAAAUGUUUUUCUUUGUUACUGAAAUUAUUGUGGUGUUGUUGUAAAAGCACUGAGUCCUAGGACUAUACAUAUUUCCUGAAAUUACCCAAGGUAUUGCAGCCCACAAUUACUGUUCCAUAUUAGUUUGCUUUAGAUAUCAGUGGGUGGACAUGCAAAAUUAAGUUUGAUUUUUUUUUUUCAAGCAAAUAUGCUUCUUCCCUAUAUACACUUGUAUUAGUACUCUGAGUA